AUGCCUAACGCUCUGGUGUCGAUGCUGCUGCUACCUUGUCGGUGGUCGCUGAGGCUGCUGCGAUUCUUCAUGUGGAUCCUGGUGUACUGGGGAGCAUGCCUAGCCGCUGUUGUCUACUCAGGGAAGGCCCUGGGCAACCUGCUAAGUCACCCGAAUCAAGGCUGCUGUGGCCGUCCCCGAACCAAGAUCCCAGCAUACCUGAUCGACCCCUCCUUCGGGCAGCAUCGUUUCAUUAUCCUCAAGACUUCUGGCCUGCGUCUGCAUUUUGUUAUUCGAGGCCGUGGACCACUGAUGCUCUGCCUCCAUGGCUUCCCUCAGAACUGGUUUUCCUGGCGACACCAGCUUGCAGAGUUCGGCCAGGCCUUCUGUGUGGUAGCAGUGGACAUGAGGGGCUACGGGAUCUCGGAUUCACCCACCAACCUGAAGAGCUACACCAUCGAUGCCUUGACAUUAGACAUCAAAGACAUUAUUGAGGGCUUAGGUUACUCUACAUGUGUCCUGGUGGCCCAUGACUGGGGCGGGCUCCUGGCCUGGAAUUUCUCCAUCUACUAUCCAAGUAUGGUGCAGCAGCUGGUGAUAGUGAGCGCUGCCCCUAUGUCUGUUUACCAAGAAUAUGUCAUGCAGCAUCCCAGCCAGCUUUUGCGUUCCGGUUAUGUGUUCCUGUUUCAGCUACCCUGGUUACCUGAGAAACUGCUUUCUCUCUCUGACUUUGAGAUCCUAAAGGAAACCAUGAUACAUCCAGUAACUGGAAUCCCUGGCCUUACAGAGGAGGAGCUAGAAACCUUCCUGUACAGCUUCUCCCAGAUCGAUGGCCUCACUGGCCCCCUCAACUACUACCGAAAUCUUUUCACGCACUUCCCACUAGAGCGUCAGCAGCUGACAGUACCAACGUUGUUGUUAUGGGGUGAAAAGGACCAAUACCUGGAACCUGGACUUGUGGAUAGUAUUAGCAAACAUUUUGUGUCAGACCACCUGCAGUUCUAUAUCCUACCUGAUGCUGGCCACUGGAUCCCCCAGGGACAGCCAGCACAGAUGCAUCACUGCAUGUGGUCUUUUCUUCGGCGUUUCAAGCACUAGUCAUGACUCUUCUGUUCAGAUAUGAACGUUUCAGUUUUCCAUUCCCUCCAAGGCCCACUCCAGACAAGGGAAGAAAUGGGGGCCGUACUUGAAACAAACUAGCUUUUGACCUAAAUUUAGAAGCAUUUUCCCUCUCUAACUCCCAUGGUUUCUACUCCCUUCCCACAUUUCUUCAAAGACUCCCAAUUACCUCCUGCCUCUCCCACUUCCAAUACUUACAUUGUCCUUCUCUGUCCCUUCAGUUCCUGGCUGGUCCCAGUUGAACCCUAAUACUUCUGGAAGCCCUUUUCCUUCACUGCUACAAAGAAAGGACCCUCUGAAAGAGCAAGGGGCCUUUGUAGCUAUGAUGUAUGUGCAGAAAUAAAUCUCCCAC
Gracilinanus agilis (Agile Gracile Mouse Opossum) is the source of this 1450-nucleotide messenger RNA. It is a transcript of the gene EPHX3, whose product is annotated as epoxide hydrolase 3. Lineage: Eukaryota; Metazoa; Chordata; Mammalia; Didelphimorphia; Didelphidae. Gene Ontology annotation, cellular component: intracellular membrane-bounded organelle. Gene Ontology annotation, molecular function: hydrolase activity. The record is from RefSeq and is a predicted model, not a curated record. The coding region runs from base 1 to 1077 and encodes 358 amino acids. The transcript is spliced from 7 exons.